UCGCACAGAAAGAACCCCAUUCUUUCGUGGUUCAUAUACCCGCAAUUUAAUUUUGACUUGUAGAAUUUUCCUUUUAAACCACAAAGUUCAAGAAACAAGGCAAUUUCAUCAAGCUCAAGCAGAGUCACCGGUGACGAGAAGUUUUGGCACUCAUAGACUGCUAUAACUGGCGACCUAACAUCUCCAAACAUGAACACGGAGGCCAUCUCUUUCUCUUCUGGAAACCCUAGAAUUGAAGAGACGCGUGGAGUUAUGCAUCUCUUCUCCAAUGACGCCGUUUCCACCCUUCCCGUUGAACGGAAACCUCUUGCAUGUGUUCUAGGGGUGCCGAACCACAUGACAUACGCCGAUUUCUGUCAGUUUUGUGCUUCGUUUAUCCAUCACAUAUUGGAGAUGAGAAUUGUCAGGAAUGAUGGAAUGGAGGACCGCUAUAGUGUUUUAAUAAGAUUUGAUAGUCAAGAAUCCACAGAUAAAUUCUAUCAGCAUUUCAACGACAGGCAAUUUAGUUCACUUGAGGAAGAAGUCUGUCGUGUGCUUUUCACACUGGAUGUGCAGUUCACAGGCUACACUGGUUCUCUUGACCAUGUACAGUCUCCCCCUGCAAGUUCUACUGAGCAGCCUUCAUGUCCAGUUUGUCUAGAGAGAUUAGACCAGGAUGCUAGUGGAAUCCUCACAACCAUCUGUAAUCAUUCAUUCCAUUGCUCCUGUAUUUCAAAAUGGACUGAUUCUUCUUGUCCAGUAUGCCGGUAUUGCCAACAACAGCCUGAAAAGUCAAAAUGCUUCAUAUGUCAGACUUCUGAGAAUCUUUGGAUUUGUGUCAUCUGUGGUUUUGUUGGUUGUGGAAGGUAUAAAGGGGGACAUGCUAUAAUACAUUGGAAAGAAACACAGCACUGCUAUUCUCUUGAACUGGAAACACAGCGUGUCUGGGAUUAUGCUGGUGACAAUUAUGUUCAUAGACUAAUUCAAUCCAAAACUGAUGGCAAGCUAGUGGAAUUGAAUUCACAUUGUCUGCAUGCUGCUAAUGAUGGCUGUGGGAACUGUCACUGUGUAGAUUCUGGAACUAAUGAGGCAAUGCUGAGCUGCGAAGCCGAGAUUGUUAAUGAAUACAAUGAACUACUUCGGACCCAGCUUGAGAACCAAAAAGUGUAUUUUGAGACUUUGCUUCAACAAGAGAAUGAAGAAACUGAGAGGGCAAUUGCUGAUGCUGUUAACAAGGCUGCCAUACAAAAGCGGCAGAAAAUGCAGGCCAAGCUCGAAAGAUGUGUGAAGGAAAAGAAAUUUCUUGAGGAUCUCAAUGAGAAUCUUUUGAAAAACCAAGAGAUAUGGAAAGCAAAGCUGUUGGAAGUUGGAGAGAGAUUUAUUCCAUCACAUGCCAUUCACUGUAUUGUUGGGGGUGGACGUCUCUCACUUUACAAUGGGUAAUCAUGUAUAUUGCAAUGUGAAUGAGGGAAAUGGAUAUUGAUAGUCAUUAGAUGUGUAUUUGGGUGGCUGGACUCUUCUCGCAUUUUCUUUUUUCUAGGCAAGCAAAGAUUGUAUUUGGAGUUUUAUGGUUUUGAAACUUGUAUAUGACAUUUAAGAUAAACACUUUUAAUUUA
Messenger RNA from Hibiscus syriacus, 1595 nucleotides. RefSeq names its product BRAP2 RING ZnF UBP domain-containing protein 2-like. Lineage: Eukaryota; Viridiplantae; Streptophyta; Magnoliopsida; Malvales; Malvaceae. The transcript is spliced from 11 exons. Gene Ontology annotation, biological process: protein ubiquitination; Ras protein signal transduction. Gene Ontology annotation, molecular function: zinc ion binding; ubiquitin protein ligase activity. Bases 190 to 1422 code for a protein of 410 amino acids. Gene Ontology annotation, cellular component: cytoplasm. The record is from RefSeq and is a predicted model, not a curated record.